Messenger RNA from Trichoplax adhaerens, 579 nucleotides. RefSeq lists its product as uncharacterized. The transcript has a single exon. The record is from RefSeq and is a predicted model, not a curated record. Bases 1 to 579 code for a protein of 192 amino acids. NCBI's taxonomy places the organism in Eukaryota, Metazoa, Placozoa, Uniplacotomia, Trichoplacea, Trichoplacidae.
AUGGAUGAAGAUCAACAAGAUCCAAAUCAAGAUCCUUAUGCUGAAACAGAUCAGAAACAAUCCUUAAGAAAUCGUUAUUCAUCACCUGUAGAGACCAAAUCUUCGAAAUGGCAUAGUAAAAUUAAUGGCAUGGGUGCUAGUGUUCGUCGCCUACAACUCGAACUGACAGAGCUAACUCUACAUCCACCAGCUAACUGUUCUGCUGGCCCUAAAGGUGAUAAUAUCUAUCAAUGGGUUGCUACGAUAUUAGGCCCAGCUGGAUCAGUUUACCAAGGUGGUGUCUUCUUCUUAGAGUUGGAAUUUACCAAUGAUUAUCCAUUUAAGCCACCUACUGUAACAUUUCGUACACGUGUUUAUCACUGUAAUAUCAAUUCCAAAGGGGCAAUUUGCUUGGAUCUAUUGAAUGAAAACUGGAGCCCAACAACAACUAUUAGUCAAAUUUUACAAUCAAUUUGUAACCUAUUAAAGAAUUGUAUUCCAAGCAAACCAUUAGUCGAUAAUAUUGCACUCCUUUACUUCCAAGAUAAAAGCAGGCACGAUGAGAUAGCUAGGCAAUGGACGCAAAGAUUUGCCACUUGA